GAUUGAUGAUACUCCUCAUCGUCUAUAGACACUCAGAAUUAUCAACUACUAUCAAUCAACAAGAAUGAAAUUUACUCGCGAGUAGAUUCAAGAAAUCUCUUCAUCGAAAACUCCUUUAGACAUGGCACGGAAAGUUAGACUGGGAAUCAUCACCCCCUCUUCCAACACUAGCCUCGAGCCGCUCACUCAAGCCAUUAUUUCCGGGCUCCCGGACGUCACAGUUCACUUUUCUCGUUUUCGAGUUCUUAACAUCAGCCUCGAUACCGAUGGAAUUGAUCAGUUCCAGACCGACAACCUCAUCUUGGCCGCGCAACUUCUGGCCGAUGCUGAGGUUGACAUGAUCGGUUGGAGCGGUACUUCAUCGGGUUGGCUGGGGUUCGAAGCUGAUGAAAGGCUAUGCGCGGAUAUCACUGCGGCUACAGGCAUUCCAUCCACGACUUCCGUCCUUGCUUUGAACAAGGCCUUGCUGGAGUUUGGCGUCAAGGAUCUUGCCUUGGUCACCCCUUACACAGAUGAUGUCCAAGAAGCCAUCGUCCGAAAUUAUUCGCGUGCCGGAGUGAAUUGCCAAAAAGAACGACAUCUAGGCCUUUCAGUGAACUCUUCUUUUGGCCGCGUCGAAGAAACGAUACUAGAUGGCCUUGUGAGUGCAGUGGCGGCUCAGAGCCCUGAGGCAGUGACCAUAUUCUGCACAAACUUGAGAGCAGCCCAGAGAGUGGCUUUCUGGGAGGACAAGCAUAGCCUCUUGAUACUCGAUACCGUUAUCACAGUUAUCUGGGAUAUGUUGCGAGAGUGCAAGGUCGAUAUGAAACCCUUGGGUGAUUGGGGCAAAUUGUUCGCAAAACAGUAAAAGCUGGCCACUGUUGGUACAUACGGGUAUAAUACAUGAGGUUGAGCAAUACCUCUGAGGA
Messenger RNA from Colletotrichum godetiae, 908 nucleotides. RefSeq names its product Asp/Glu/hydantoin racemase. The record is from RefSeq and is a predicted model, not a curated record. Bases 122 to 847 code for a protein of 241 amino acids. The transcript has a single exon. NCBI's taxonomy places the organism in Eukaryota, Fungi, Ascomycota, Sordariomycetes, Glomerellales, Glomerellaceae.